Messenger RNA from Lagopus muta (rock ptarmigan), 3036 nucleotides. It is a transcript of the gene SAAL1, whose product is annotated as serum amyloid A like 1. The transcript is spliced from 12 exons. Bases 57 to 1463 code for a protein of 468 amino acids. The record is from RefSeq and is a predicted model, not a curated record. Lineage: Eukaryota; Metazoa; Chordata; Aves; Galliformes; Phasianidae.
GGCGCCGCUCUGGCCGCCGUCUCGUUGGUGCCGGUGAGGCGGCGGGGCCCGGCGCCAUGGAUCGCAACCCAUCGCCGCCCUCCAGCGAGGCGGAGGAGGAGGGCGACGCGGUGGGCAGCACGGUGUACAGCAAGCAUUGGCUCUUCAGCAUCCUCACGCGCCUCAUCGAGCUCAUCAGCCCCGAGAAAUCCGAGCCCAGCGGGAACCCCGAGGGGAUCCAGACGGAGCUGGAUGAGGAGAUGGAGAACGACAUCUGCAAGGUGUGGGACAUGUCCAUGGAUGAGGACGUUGCUUUGUUUCUUCAGGAGUUCAAUGCCCCUGAUAUAUUCAUGGGAGUUUUUGCCAAAUCCAAAUGUCCUCGUCUGACUGAGAUCUGUGUGGGAAUACUGGGCAAUAUGGCCUGUUUCCAAGACAUAUGCAUGUCCAUUAGUAAAGAUGAGAAUCUCGGCCAGGUGUUACUGCAACGUUUGUGUGAUUCAGACUCUCCAACUCUCCUGGAAACAAGCAGGCUGUUGCUGACUUGCCUCUCCCAACCUGAGGUGGCCAACAUUUGGGUUGAGAGGAUCCGAGACAGCCCUUCAGUGUAUGACUGUGUUUGCUUUAUCAUGUCAAGCUCUACAAAUGUUGAAUUGCUGGUAAAAGUGGGCGAAGUGGUGGACAAACUCUUUGAUCUGGAUGAGGAGGUGAUGUUAAACUGGAUUAAAAGUGGCACUUGUCAGCCUGUGGGACCAUCUACAGAUGACUCCCCUGAAGAGCUUCCAGACUUUAAAAUUGUGCCUUGUAUACUUGAAGCAGCCAAACAAGUCCGCUCAGAUAGCCCAGAAGGACUUGAUGUUUAUAUGCAUAUCUUGCAGCUCCUCACUACAGUGGAUGAGGGCAUACAGGCUAUUGUGCAGGCUCCUGAUGGAGGAAAAGAGACCUGGACUUUACUUUAUGACCUCAUUUGCCACGAGCUCUGCCAGCCAGAUGAUCCGCCAAUCAUUGUGCAGGAGCAGAAGACUGUAUUGGCCUCUGUUCUGUCCGUGCUGUCUGCCAUAUUUGCUUCACAGACAGAACAGGAAUACAUCAAGAUGAGGAAAAAUAUGCCUCUGAUUGGGAGCUUGAUUCGUAUCUUACAAUACAUGGAGGGCUGUGGGAAGAGAUCUGUUGAUAACUCAAAGGAAUCUGAACAAGAAGAAACUGGAAAGGCUGAACUAAAGGAGGAAGAUUUUCAUUUGAAAAUUCUGAAGGAUAUUUGUUGUGAAUUACUUUCCAAUAUGUUUCAAGAACUGACCAAGGAAAAUACAUUAGAAGGACUAAACCAGGGACAUCUAAAUGAACAGACGUGUUCCUGUGCGUUCCAGAACCUCUUGCCCCUGUAUUUCACAUCAGUGGAGAGCUUCCUGGAAGUCCUGCGUGAGGCUGAUGGAACGCUUGCUGAAAAUCUAGAAAAACGUUUCCCAAGCCUGAAGGUCCCCACCUAAAAGAGAACAUGAAAUACUUUUCCUUUUUUGGAAGGAAGAUUUUUUUUGACUGUUUGUUACAGUGUUUCAGAAAUCAGUUUUUCAGUACAUGUGGAAGAAUGGGGCAACUUCCUUACCAGCAGGUGGCUUUUAAGAAAUGUAGCCCUGAUUGAGUAAGGUAUUACCUGGUCUGCAUGGUGAAGGAAAUUAUUUGGAGUUUGGUUCUGCAUCUUCCAUCCUGUUUGCUCUGGUGACGAAAGACUGUUCACUUCUUGUUGCUCCUGUGCAAAAUAGUGUUGUUUGAAUAACUCUUGGUCCUGUGCUUUUCAAGUUACGUUGAAUCAGCAAAAUGAAUUAAACACACAGGAGUUGUUCCUGACGUGAUGCUGGCAUUUUCCAAGUUGCUGCUGGCAGCAGAAAAAUGAACUAAUGGGAAGUCUCAGAUGUCUUUUGGCCAAGCGUUUUCAUGCACCUGAUGAAAAUAGAGUUAAAUUACACAGCAAAGGGUUGUUUUUUCUUCUUACAACAGUACCUUGAACAGCUAUAGUAACAAAUGUUUCAUCCUGCACCUUCAGAAUCUUUGUGUCUGAUACUGAAGCCUCUUUUGCACUACAGCGCUGAGUCCUGACAUGCAGGCCCCAUGCAUUUCAAAGGAUUGAGAAUGUGCUUUCCAAAGAUGUGUGCUGCAGCUUCCAGCCACAGCAGCCAGUUACCUGGAGUUAAUGAUGUAGGUUUGGUUUAAUCCUUGGCAUACUUGCCAACUUUUUGCUUUUUGAAAGUGAUCUGUACUUCAUUUUGGGAAGACAACACCUAUCACGGUUCUUUCCUUGUUUGUGUGUUUUAUGAGUCCUCUGAGAAGGACAUCAGAAAUGCCUUGUGAGCCUGGCUUUUCAAGGAGUUAAGGUGUUAGAUCACUUGCAGUCAGUGAAUUCAGUGUACAGAGUCUUCUAAGAACCAUGCUUUUAAUUACUUUCUCUUUAAACUACGUUUCCUUUUCACAUUCCUGCAUGCAGAGCAGCUAACAUUCUGUGUCUGCGUGAGCAGCACAUCAGCUUCAGGUGUUUCAGUAAAUAGGAGGAGAAAACAAUUGGUCUUCAUCAGAUUUGGGGUGUAAAGAGAACUAGAAACCAGAGCACAGAGAAUAACAGUACCACUGUACACACAUUACCCAACACUUCAGGUUUUUAUAGGCUUUUAAGUAUUGUGCUGGGCCAUGUUUUGUUUGCCCCAAGUUUCACGUACAUGUGGCAAAUACAGUAUCUGUGUAUGCAUAUGGACUUGUCAUCCAAACUUCAAGUUUUAAAAAAGAAAAAAAAAAAGCAAAAAGCACAUUUCAAUCUUUUCUUUGGACUGCCAGCAACUUCUGAAUUGUUGGUGUGGGGUUUGGAGUUAAAGAGUCUGAUUUGUGUUACCAAAAAGAAGUGCAGUGGUUUCUAUGAAUUUUUAUAUGCUGUGUUUAUUGGAGAAAACUGGUAACUGUGAAUAGGAUGACAACAUUUUUCAUACUACUUUGACAGUUUUGGGAUAUUUUCUUAAACCUUCAGAUUUGUAAUAAAGUUUCUUUUUUAAAAAAAGAAAUCCGUACGCUCCUCUU